Molecule: messenger RNA, 642 nt
Organism: Mercenaria mercenaria
Lineage: Eukaryota; Metazoa; Mollusca; Bivalvia; Venerida; Veneridae
Product: apolipoprotein D-like
Exons: 4
Coding region: 31-594 (187 amino acids)
Molecular function (GO): pigment binding
Source: RefSeq, a predicted model, not a curated record
GUUCACAUCAGUAGAGAAUAAGGUUAAAAUAUGAUGCUGUUGCAACUUCUGCUUCUCCUCGGCGCAACCUUGAGCAUUUGCAAAGGCCAAGAGGUUCAUUUUGGCAAAUGUAAGAAUUUCACCACACAAGAGAACUUUGACGUUGAAAGGUAUGCUGGAGGGUGGUAUGACAUAGAGAAGACAUAUUUCGCUGGGCAGAUGGAUAAAUCUUGUACCAAAGCAGUGUACACACUGAGACCAGACGGUAAAAUAAACGUUAUCAAUGAAGACCUUACUUCAGAUCAAAAAGAAGAAAAUACCACAGGGGUAGCUUUCUACAAAGAUGAGAACGUCAAGUCAAAGUUGACAGUUCAACUCGGUUCAUCCCCGGAAGCAAAUUACUGGAUUGUUGAAACGGACUAUGAAACUUAUUCCCUGAUCUGGUCCUGCGCUGAGCUCGUGGGUUUGGCGCACGCAGAUAUUGGUUGGAUACUGGGCCGGAAACAAACCCUUGACGAGAAUCUGAAAGAAAGGCUGAAGAAGAAAUUGACUGACAUUGGACUGCAAUAUCAGCAAUUCUACAAAACGUCACAACCUGAUAAUUGUCCUUGGUAGUUGAUGGAAUGAUAUAAACUUAUUAUAUUGAAAUAAAAAAUAUAAGUA